AUGUCAGGCAGACAAGAACAGAUCAACCUCGAUACCCUAGAGCCCCAGCAGCUCGCUCAAGUCAAGAAGCAACUCGAUGAAGAGCUCGAACACCUGACGAACUCGUUUGCGCAGCUUCACGCCGCCCAGAACAAAUUCAAGGACUGCCUUCGAUGCGUAAAGAGCAGGUCUGAUGCUCCUGAAGGAGCCAACUCUGUAUUGGUACCCCUUACCAACUCACUAUAUGUCCGAGGAGAGUUGUCAGAUGCCGACACCGUCUUGGUAGACAUAGGCACUGGUUUCUUGGUGGAAAAGAAACUCAAGUCUGCCGAAAAGUUUUACGAGUCCAAGGUCGAGGAGCUCGGAAACAACCUUAAGGAUCUCGAGAUCAUCGUCCAAAGAAAGCAGACAAAUGCACGAACAAUUGAAGAGGUUUUGAGACAAAAGAUACUGGCUAGCCAGGGACAGGAUCAACAACAAGCUUAG
This is a messenger RNA of Fusarium coffeatum, 465 nucleotides long. RefSeq lists its product as uncharacterized. The transcript is spliced from 5 exons. Bases 1 to 465 code for a protein of 154 amino acids. NCBI's taxonomy places the organism in Eukaryota, Fungi, Ascomycota, Sordariomycetes, Hypocreales, Nectriaceae. The record is from RefSeq and is a predicted model, not a curated record. Gene Ontology annotation, biological process: protein folding; regulation of DNA-templated transcription. Gene Ontology annotation, cellular component: prefoldin complex; cytoplasm.